AUGACUGUGGAAGGUUCUGGCACGCCUAGUACUGGCAAGAAGGCCAAGGCUGAGGCCCCCGGCAAGGAAGUUGCCGCGUGCACUGCCUGUCGGGACGCCGCUGCUGUGGAAAAAGCCGGGAAAGGUGAUGGGCCGUACUACAAGAUCCACCGGACCAGGGGCCACAACCUCCAUGAAUAUUAUCAAGUUGAGCAGCUUGUCAAGAGACAGAGAGCAGAGUAUGAUAAGGGCGAUAAGGAGAAAGACACCGUGCCCCGCGCCUCACGCCCGCUCCAGCCACUGCCUUGCCGCGCCACUCGGAGCCGUCUGAGCCCUGCACCAUUCCCCGCCUCCUUCCCAUCACCGCGGCCGCCCGUGACCCCGCUGCUCUGCCUGCAACAGCCACCGUUGCAGCCGCUCAGCUCCGCCGUCCCCCUCCUACUCGGCUUGGCCGCGCGCUGCCCGCACCGCUCAGCACGCGCGCUGCCAGCGCUCGUCCCGCCGUCGCCUUCGCCCCGCUCCGCCCGCGGGCCCACGCCACCACCUCCACCGCAGCAGUCCAAGCGCGCCGCCGCGCGCCUCCUUCGCCCCGCCGGCCCUGCGCCGCUCCCCCACAGCCGGCGCCCGCCGCCACGAGCGCCCCCCUCCUAG
Molecule: messenger RNA, 630 nt
Organism: Aegilops tauschii subsp. strangulata
Lineage: Eukaryota; Viridiplantae; Streptophyta; Magnoliopsida; Poales; Poaceae
Source: RefSeq, a predicted model, not a curated record